This is a messenger RNA of Frieseomelitta varia, 791 nucleotides long. RefSeq lists its product as uncharacterized. The transcript is spliced from 2 exons. The record is from RefSeq and is a predicted model, not a curated record. The coding region runs from base 58 to 444 and encodes 128 amino acids. NCBI's taxonomy places the organism in Eukaryota, Metazoa, Arthropoda, Insecta, Hymenoptera, Apidae.
UACGUGCGCCGCGGUGCAAACCGUACGGAGGAUAAUUACGGACACCUGAAAGUCGAAAUGGCCGGAGCACGGAUACGUCUAGACGUAACAGCCCUGGGAAUGGCCGGCUCGCCAACCCCGUGUCAGCAGCCUACCCUCGAAAUUACCCUAUCAAAAGGCCGUACCUCUAAUUCAUUAUUCCGUCGCCGAUUGCGCCGCGGCUGUCGUUUCCAAGAUGUCUGCCCGUUCGUCGUUAUGUGCUCGUCUCCGUUCAUGGCGCUCCAACACCGGGACAAUCGUAAAUGCUCGCACUCGCGUUCACCGUUUCCUACGGCGGUGCCAGAGGAUUUAUGUACGUUUCUCGUUGCUUUCUAUCGUUCAACCUCUUUCGUUUACUUGCUCGUCCGUGCCACGUCCGUUUCAUCGAUCUACUCGAUACUGCUAUUCGAGACCAAUGUUUAUUAAAUCUGAAGAAAACAGUAUUACUUAUAUACCCCUAAUAUAUCUUGGAAGGAAAUAAUGAAAUAAUUAAUGUCUGUCCUUUGUGUGUCAAUUUGACACAUUUUUCUCGUAAAGAAUGUGUGAAAUGUAUAGAAUCAUGAUAUAAAAUUGAAUAUCUGUAUCUGAGGGUAGGUUAUACGUAAUUGAAUAAAGAUUUAGUUUAUUUACUGUUAAUGAGAGAAUUUGCAAAUUUAAUUAUUUAUCUUUUUAUCGUAGGUUUGAUUUGACACUAGGGGAGUUAAGUUGGAGAAAUAAGGGAUGAGUGUAAGAUAUAUUAUAAAAAUUAUUAUUAUGUUUAUAUUAUUAUUAUU